Messenger RNA from Motacilla alba alba, 718 nucleotides. Its product is annotated as interleukin-36 receptor antagonist protein-like. The transcript is spliced from 6 exons. Bases 92 to 703 code for a protein of 203 amino acids. Gene Ontology annotation, biological process: positive regulation of gene expression; cytokine-mediated signaling pathway; cellular response to lipopolysaccharide. NCBI's taxonomy places the organism in Eukaryota, Metazoa, Chordata, Aves, Passeriformes, Motacillidae. The record is from RefSeq and is a predicted model, not a curated record. Gene Ontology annotation, molecular function: cytokine activity.
CCGGCCCCAUAAAGCCACUGUCACCCGCGGGGACACGGCCCAGAGGACAAGGGACAGGAUCCCGCGAGGUGACACAUCCGCAGGCCCAGCCAUGUCGCACGCGUCCAGAGCUGCCCUCAGAGGGACACCCCGGGGACAUCGCUCGCAGGUCAUGUUGGGGAGCGGGGACACGCCCGAGGGUGUCAUCGACCCCGACAUGGUGGCCUUGUUCGAGGACUUCCUGGGGACAGAGGUGUCGGUGGCCUUCGCGGGGGCGCGGCCGGUGGCGCAGCCGUACCACUACGUGCUGCGGGACACGGAGCAGCAGGGGCUGUGCCUGCGCGACGGCCACCUGGUGGCCACCAGCCUGCAGGGGGCCAACGCCGCCAUGGAAGAGCCCAUCAGCGUUGUCCCCAACCGGCACCUGGAGCGCCGGCGCUGUCCCCUCAUCGUGGGCAUCCGCGGUGGCACCCGCGCCCUGUCCUGCGGCACCGGCCCCGAGCCCCGGCUGAGCCUGGAGGACGUGGGGCUGCUGGAGCUGUUCUCGGGUGACAAGGACAGGGCCACGCCCUUCACCUUCUACAAGACCUUCGGGGGCUCCACGCACACCUUCGAGGCCGCCGCCUUCCCCGGGCUCUUCCUCAGCACGGCCACGGGCCCGGGCGAGGCGCUGGCCCUGGCGCCGCCCCCCGGGGCCACCGCCUUCUACCUGCGCCGCAAGUGACACCGGGGACAUCCA